ACGAGAUGGCGCUGUAUGUUUCUGUGCUCGUUGUUGUUCGCAGCGAAGUCUCGUACAAAACUGCGAGACUUGCAAAUCCCGUUCCUCUUUCUACUAGCCUCCAAGAUGCCGACCAAGAAGACCAAGACCAGGAAGCUACGAGGACACGUCAGCCACGGACACGGUCGCGUUGGCAAACACAGGAAGCAUCCUGGAGGUCGUGGUAAUGCUGGUGGUAUGCAUCACCACAGAAUCAACUUCGACAAAUACCAUCCUGGGUACUUCGGUAAGGUGGGUAUGAGACACUACCACCUGAAGAGGAACACAAAGUUCUGCCCCACCAUCAACCUGGACAAGCUGUGGACGCUGGUGAGCGAGCAGACCAGGGUGCACUAUGCCAAGAAGCCUGACGGACCUGCUCCCAUCAUUGAUGCUGUUCGUGCUGGCUACUACAAAGUUCUGGGCAACGGCAAGCUGCCCAAGCAGCCCGUUAUUGUCAAGGCCAAGUUCUUCAGCCGCCGCGCUGAGGAGAAGAUCAAGGCGGUGGGGGGAGCCUGUGUGCUGAUGGCAUAAUGCUCCUGUCCAUAUUUUUUUGGAAAAUAAACUGUGUAAAUGGGA
Messenger RNA from Betta splendens (Siamese fighting fish), 597 nucleotides. RefSeq names its product ribosomal protein L27a (gene rpl27a). NCBI's taxonomy places the organism in Eukaryota, Metazoa, Chordata, Actinopteri, Anabantiformes, Osphronemidae. Bases 16 to 552 code for a protein of 178 amino acids. Gene Ontology annotation, cellular component: cytosolic large ribosomal subunit; ribosome. The transcript has 5 exons. Gene Ontology annotation, molecular function: structural constituent of ribosome. Gene Ontology annotation, biological process: translation. The record is from RefSeq and is a predicted model, not a curated record.